This is a messenger RNA of Uloborus diversus, 1700 nucleotides long. RefSeq lists its product as uncharacterized. The record is from RefSeq and is a predicted model, not a curated record. The transcript is spliced from 7 exons. Lineage: Eukaryota; Metazoa; Arthropoda; Arachnida; Araneae; Uloboridae. The coding region runs from base 148 to 1590 and encodes 480 amino acids. Gene Ontology annotation, cellular component: cytoplasm.
ACUGCUGCCGCAAAUGUAAAAUAAUGAAAUUUCAAUGUUUUGUGACAAUGCUUAAAUCUUCCUUUUUCGUCCCAAUGUGAUCUAUAUUUUGCAUUUGAUUUUGAUCAAUUGUUAUUGAUUAUGUUUCUUUCUUGAGGAGAAAAUUGAAUGUAUGAAUCCAUGACUAGCGGACUGUUAUGGGUUUGUGUUGACAUAAACUUUGAUGCUACACUUUCUGAAUCCGAUAAUGUUAAGUCUCUACUGGAAUCGUGUGCCGAAAAAGUUCUUACUGAUGUCUGCCUGCUUAAAGAUCACACAAAGACAUUGCCUAGGCCAGUAUAUCAAGCAUUACUUGAAAAGGCCUUGGAAAAAAGAAGAGUACUCUCGAUUGGUGAGUUGAUAAGAUUUUAUCCUGAGAAAAAGUUUGUUUUGCCUUUACCAUUGCCUAUAAAGAGCCACGAUUUAUUUAUAAGACCAACAAAAGAAGUAUGCGACUCCUUAGUGAAUUUGAAGGACAAUGCUUUGGUUGCUUUGUCAUCUUAUUUUAAAAUAAUAAAAAAGGAAACCAUCAACACCAAUCUACACAUUCUUGAUUUAAAUAUACUCCCAAUGCAUUUGAAUGCUGUUCGAAGAGUUUGUUCUUUCCUUUUAAAUGAUCUCAAGGGACACAAAGUUUCUUCAACAUAUACUAUUAGAAUGGGGUGCAUUAUUGAUGGCUAUGAAGAACUAAUGACUUUGAUUAAAGCUAAAGAAGCCGCAACUGAGACUAAUGUCAAUUUUGUUAUUCCCAGUUUGUUGCUUUCCUAUGAACGCUUUUUUGAAGAUUCCCUGAUCUCUCUUUUUGAAAAAAUGAGGGAAGAUGAAUUAUGUCACUUUUCAUUACACUUUGCUUCAGUUCAUCCUUCUCUGACUAGGACUUGUUUAAUGUUGAAAAAAUUUCAGAAUGUGAGAUCUCUCAGCUUAUCUUAUGUGCCUAUACAGUUAGCAGAGGAACCUGGUUCUCUACAUGCCUUAGCUGAGACACUCAAUAGUUUACCUAACCUGCAAAGAAUCCGUUUGAAUGGAAACAAUCUUUCAUCAUGUAUGCAUAUCUUGUUUAAGAACUUCUGCAGAAAUGAUUUUACUUAUGCUAAAAGUGAGGAACGUGUUUCUGACUGUUGCAUUGUUCAUCGAGGGAAACUGCAAUUACUUGAUGUGUCUUCCUGUGAACUUACAAGUGACGACCUCUCAUUCUUGACUGAGCUCCCAUUAUCGACUACGCUGAAAAGUUUGGAUUUAAGUUACAACAGACUCAAUCUAUCAUGGUUAUCUGAAUGUAUGAAGGCUAUGAGCAAUAACUUAGUAGUACUGCAAGUCGAAAAGUCAAUUCCAAAAUUGUCUUUGCUGGAUGAGAACUUUCCGAAACUUAGUGCAAUGAAGAAUAUCAAAUAUCUGAAUAUCAGAGGACUAGAAGCAGAAGAAUUGGUUUUGGCUAACUUCAUUUCUGACGAGUUAAGAAAGAUGCCUGAUUUACAAGGCAUUGCAUUGUCAAGACCUAUAGGUAUUGUUGACUGUGAGCAUCUGGAGUAUCUUAUUAAUCUUGAACGAACUGUAAAAUUUUUGUGGGCAUAAAAAUAAAUUUUUAUAUUUAUAAACUGCCAGAAAUUUUAAUGAAAAUGUUGAACAUUUUCAAUUUAAUUCUUGCUUAUUUUGUAAAUCACUUUUUUUGAUUAAAAUAUUUC